AUGAACUUCACGCCGUGUGAUGUGAUAUACGUUGAUCGCACAGUCGGUCGAGAAAGGGCUGUUGCGUCAGCCGCGGAAGAUGUUCUUGAGGCUCAAGAAUGGGAAACCGCUUCUAUCAAGGAAAAUGUUCGGCUACUACUCAUGACUUUUGACGAAGUCUACUUGUGCGCAACAGGCGAAUCUUGCGUCUCUCGAUUGAUUGACCUUCAGCAAGACUCAUUAUCCGAUCUCAGGCCAAUCAUAUUGCUGCUCGAUGUACCUCAUGACGAGCGGUUACCAAACACAAGUCUUCGCCUAGGGUCGUCCUCAUCAGACCUUGUUCUUCCGGAUUCCGAGGCUUCAAAGGGCCAAUAUGGUCUCCGUCUACUGCAAAAAGUGGUUUCAGAAGCGCAUUUCAGGAACCUUUCGAAGCUAGUGGUACCCAUCCCCAUCGUCAGCUUCUUGACAGACCCAUCUGCAUAUGCCUCAGAUGUCUCAACCUCAUCCGUGGAUCGUUCUCAGGUGCUCCCGAAACGUGGAGUACCAGACAGGCUACUUGUGAAGGCCUGUCUUGACUUUGGUGCGGUUGAUAUCAUGGUCAGCCCGCUGCACCGUCCUUGCUUGAGCGCUCUGGAGGUGAUCGCCUACCGAGCCCACAAGAAUGCCGCAAGAGAACAACACGAACUGCUGGAAGUUAAGAGAGGUAGAAAAAGAUCUUGGGUGGGAGUCUCAGACGAGAAACCGUUUGCCUAUCUCAGGGAAGCCAUGGUCUCUGGUCUGAUGAAGGGUAUCUGCCGGCUGAGUGAGGAGAGCGACGACCGCGCCGACACGAUCAGGGUAUCGAUAGGGGCCGAAAGAAAGGCAAGAGUUGCCGCAGCAAUCAGCCAGUGGAGCUUUUGUGCGCACGACUUUUCCGACGAUGAACUGGUGGUCGCUUCGUUGCUGAUGUUCAAGCACGCUCUCACUAUCCCGGAACUUGAGAAGUAUAGGAUACCGACAGAUCAGCUUACCACUUAUUUGGUCGCCUGCCGGGCUGCUUACAAUAGCUUUGUACCAUAUCAUAACUUUCGGCAUGUCGUUGAUGUUCUCCAAGCCACCUUCAACUUCUUGAUCGGCAUUGGCUCUCUACCGCCUUUCCCUGCCAACGGAUCGGGUGCAGCGACGAAUCAAAGAUCGCCGAUUGCGGCUUUGCUCAAUCCGUUUGAAGCACUGACGCUACUCAUCACAGCGAUCGGUCACGAUGUCGGUCACCCUGGCGUGAACAACGGCUUCCUCGUGGUACUCAAUGCACCCCUAGCGCAACUGUACAACGACCGUUCGGUGCUGGAAUCAUUUCACUGUGCUGCCUAUUCUCAGAUUCUCCGGAGGCAUUGGCCCGCUGCUUUUGAGGACACCAAGAUGCGCAAUCUUAUGAUCAGUUCAAUCUUGGCAACCGAUAUGGGUCUUCAUUUUGACUACAUGAAAAAACUUGGAGACCUCGAAGACAAGCUACAAGAGAACAACAGCACUGAAGGCUGGAAUGGUCGCCUGAUAGAGGAGCAAAAGGCAUUGGCUUGCUCGUUGCUGAUCAAGUGCGCCGAUAUCAGUAAUGUGGCUCGCAAGUAUGACACAGCUCUCAAAUGGAUGCACAUUCUAUCGGAUGAGUUCUCCAGGCAAGCGUCUAUGGAGAGUGAGCUCGAGAUAGCUUCAUCCUUGAUGGCUCCUCCCAAAACGGACGACAUGUCGCUUCUGAAAGGCCAAUUGGGCUUCAUGAACUUGUUUGCAAUUCCUCUUUUCCAAGGGGUUGCUCAUGUUCUACCUGGUAUGCAGUGUUAUGUUGACGAGCUUGAUAUCAACAAGGGUCUGUUUGAAAAGAAGGUCUCUGAAGCUCAAGCCGCGGACAAUGCAGCGCGAGACAUCCAGCGGGAUGGGGCACUUUCACCUCGGUCCACGAGUGUCGCCAAUACGCCAGCCAAGGAGCGAGACAUCAAAAGCGUGGCUUACCCUGUGAAUUCAACUUUGAAAGAGCAGUGCGAGGCCAGCAAUGAGUUCUCGCCGGAGCAAACAUCACCUACAAACAGACCUUCACACGUUCCAGCUGUCAACGAAGACUAUAAGGAAGUCAAUGGCAUCAACACACAAUUCGACGCUGUGGCCGACUUCGCUGCCAGCGACCCAUUCCACAUCAACGAGGCGAGGCAGUCUGCAUCAGCGAAGCAGCGCUGCAGCGAGGCGACGGACGGUAGUGCGUCGGUCCCAUGUACAGGGGACUGGGCGUCUCAGGCCACAAGCGCUACAACGGGAAAGAUGCCUCUCUCGCCCAGCACCCAGGGGACGAGUAUUGUCAGUCGGGACUCUAUGGAGCGGCCAAUCAGCAUCCCUGUCACGACCAUCACAGCACCCGAUUCGUCCAAGAGCCACUCUGACUCGAGGCUAGAGCCUCAGCGGUCCAUCGAGGACGAGAUGUCGUCCACCUCGUCCAAUGGCAAGUCUAGUGACGUCAAGCCACUCAAGAAGAAGUCGAGUCGUUUUCGGUUGAAUUUUUUUCGCCGGCAUAAGAGCGCGAGUCCACCGCUACCGGCUGCUGACGCUGUAUGA
This is a messenger RNA of Thyridium curvatum, 2556 nucleotides long. RefSeq lists its product as uncharacterized. The coding region runs from base 1 to 2556 and encodes 851 amino acids. Gene Ontology annotation, molecular function: 3',5'-cyclic-nucleotide phosphodiesterase activity. Gene Ontology annotation, biological process: signal transduction. NCBI's taxonomy places the organism in Eukaryota, Fungi, Ascomycota, Sordariomycetes, Thyridiales, Thyridiaceae. The transcript has 4 exons. The record is from RefSeq and is a predicted model, not a curated record.